Molecule: messenger RNA, 1304 nt
Organism: Folsomia candida
Lineage: Eukaryota; Metazoa; Arthropoda; Collembola; Entomobryomorpha; Isotomidae
Gene: Rrp42
Product: exosome complex component RRP42
Exons: 4
Coding region: 235-1203 (322 amino acids)
Biological process (GO): exonucleolytic trimming to generate mature 3'-end of 5.8S rRNA from tricistronic rRNA transcript (SSU-rRNA, 5.8S rRNA, LSU-rRNA); nuclear mRNA surveillance; U4 snRNA 3'-end processing
Cellular component (GO): nuclear exosome (RNase complex); cytoplasmic exosome (RNase complex)
Source: RefSeq, a predicted model, not a curated record
AUCAUUACUUAAAAGUUAUGCAAGAGCAUUAUUACAUACAUUUUAGAUCUCAAAUUCUCAAAUCUCAAACUCAGGAUUUUUCAUACCCUGUUGCAACUUGCAAAACGAAGCGGGUUUAGCAAUGUGCGUGGCGAGAAGUUGGAAAUAAUUAUAAUUAUUAUAAAAUUAAAAAAAACAAACAAACUAUGAACUGAGUAAGAUAUUUAUCAAAUCUUUACAAGAUAAGAACAAACAAUGGCCGAAAUUCUUUUAAGUGAAGUUGAAAAGUACUACCUUGUGAUGGGCGUGGGGCAAGACGUCCGCGUGGAUGGCAGGUCUCGAUCAGACUAUCGGCAGGGGGACAUAGAUCUGAACGCUGUGACCAAUUCACAUGGAUCAAUUCGAGCUCGACUGGGGGAGACGGAUGUCAUCGUUGCCACGAAAGUGGAUCUCGGCACCCCCGACCCUGAUAGACCGGACCGAGGAACGAUAAAGUUCCUUGUCGACUGCUCACCAACUGCAUCUCCAGAUUUCGAAGGAAGAGGUGGGGACGAGCUGGCUGAAAAGAUUUGCAGAAUAUUAUCCAUCGCAUAUGAUAAGUCAGGAACGAUUGAUCUAAAAAAUCUAUGUAUCACGCCAAAAAAGUAUUGCUAUGUGAUUGAUGUGGACAUAUUGGUAACUGUAAAGCUGGUGCAAAACAAGAAGAGGUGUUCUUGGAUUUUGAAUUAUAUAAUAUCAAAAGUGUCUGUUAUACAGGUGUUACAGUGUGGUGGGAAUCUUAUCGAUGUGAUAUCCAUGGCUGUAAAAUUGUGCCUGGGAAUUUGCGAGCUUCCACGAGUGACUGGACUCAGGUACGAUUUGGGUCAAGGAGUCCCCGUUUUCUCAACUGACGAAUUUGAAUUUGACUACCUCGACGUAAAAAACUCUCCAGUUGUGGUCACGUUGCCCAGAGUUGGGAGGUAUUUCGUGGUGGAUGCGUCCUUGGAAGAAGAAUCUUGUUCAAAGGGAAAGUUAGCGUUUGGAGUGACGCCAGACGGCUGUGUCACGUCCAUUGAUAAGUUAGGCAGAGGAUGCUAUCAAGUCAAGUCCAUUCAAGCUGCUACAGCAAUGGCCUCGACAGUGGGUGCGAACGUGAAUAACACUAUUAACAUGCGAAUUGACAGUUUGAGGGAGCUAAAAUUGAGGGCUGAUCCUAAGCCAUUAAGUAUGCCGAUGGAUAUUUAAUUUUUGUUGAAUUAAUUUCUAAAACGUCUCGAUGUAAUGUUGCAGAAAAUAAAUACCUCGAUUUAUGUUUAAAAUGAAUAAAUGUAUUUGUGUUAUAGUUA